This is a messenger RNA of Thalassophryne amazonica, 3858 nucleotides long. Its product is annotated as fibulin-2-like. Lineage: Eukaryota; Metazoa; Chordata; Actinopteri; Batrachoidiformes; Batrachoididae. Gene Ontology annotation, molecular function: calcium ion binding. The record is from RefSeq and is a predicted model, not a curated record. Bases 196 to 3777 code for a protein of 1193 amino acids. Gene Ontology annotation, cellular component: extracellular region. The transcript has 17 exons.
GGGGGGGGGGGUUCCCCGCCUCCCACAUCGAUCCGAUGGAGCCCCGAAACUUUACAAGUUUUCUUUUCCAGCAGACCAACGCUGCAAGAUCAAGCACCGAAGGUUGAAAGACACUAAUUCUUUCUCAUCUGGAUCACAAUCAAGCCUGAAGAGGAGAAUUCUGUUUCGAUUUAUAUCCUGUUUAGACGCUGAAAAAUGUACAUUCAGAGUGCAGCACUGUUUUUAUGUUGGCUUGUGCUGCGGGUGCACGUUUGUCUGAGCCAGAGAGACUGCACAGGUGCAAACUGUCCUGUUCUGGAGAACUGCAUCGAGAUGGUUGUUGGUAAAGCCCCCUGUUGCCCCACCUGUAUACAGAGGGGCUGCACCUGUGAGGGCUACCAGUACUAUGAUUGUGUCCAAGCUGGGUUCCAGAAAGGGAAAGUCCCUGAAGGGGAAUCUUACUUUGUGGACUUCGGAAGCACUGAAUGUUCUUGUCCUCAGGGAGGAGGAAAGAUAACCUGUCAUUUCAUUCCCUGCCCUGAAAUUCCACAAAACUGCAUUGAUGUCUCCCAACCUGCAGAUGGAUGCCCACAAUGUAGACGAGUUGGCUGUAUCCAUGGCAACAAGAAGUAUGAUGCAGGUCACUCUUUUCAGAUCGACCCAUGCCAGGUGUGCCACUGUCCAAAUGAAGGUGGGCAGCUGAUGUGCUUACCCAUCCCUGGCUGUCACCUACAAGGUGCACAUGAGCCCCAACGAGUUACCACCACCAAGAACAACAACCCUUUGUCAGACAAUCGUGACAGCCGACACAUGAGUCCUCUAGAACCACUUUCCAAGCUGCCGCUGGGAAACACUCUGCCCCUAUAUAAGCCGGACCCACCCAGUUCUGGCACAGAGGAUUAUGACUACACACUGGUGGAGCCUACAUCUUCCACUGUCCAAGAUCGGGCCCAACCACUGGAAUCUACUGCAGUACCACAAACCUACCCAGAGUCAAGCUCCAGUUCCUUUAUCUCCCAUGAUGACAGGAGGCAAGAGUUGAGAGGCAAACAAAAAAACUCCCAUCAAGACAGGGAUGGAAAGGAUGAGGUCAAAUUCAACAUAGAUCCAACUACUACUGGAGCUCAGAAAGAAACAUCGACCCCACUAACUACAACUACAGUCACCACAGAGAACCACCGGACCCAACAAGAAGGUGGUGAACAGACCAUUAGACAUAACAGGGACAGCGUGGUGCAGGAAACAGCAACUGCCCAUGGCAACAAGAGCGUCAGACACAUUGGCCAUCGCAAACACGGCCAGGGUAGUCACGGGUCUCCCUCAGUAGGCCAGAAACAACAAAAUAAAGUCUCAGAGGAACACAGGCAGGAUGUUAGUAAAGUGAAGCAAGGAGCAUAUCUCAUAGUCCAGCAAGGUUCUACCAGCAGAACUCUAGAAAGAGUCAUGGCGGAAGGAGAGCAGCCGCACAGACAGUCUCACACCCUGAACAACUACCAGGCCCAGGAUGUGGAAAGAUACACAGAAGUUUCUGCUGCAGAACUGGUGAAGACCUGCUGUGAGACAGGUGAAAACUGGGCUUCAGCUAACGGUCACUGCACCAACAUGAGUCCACCCACAAGCGACAGGCACUCCAUCUGCUGGACCGCUCAACAACAGUGCUGCUGGGCUUCCCUGAGAGAAAAACGGUGUUUGGCUGGAAUUAAAGCAGCCAGAGGAGGAAAAAUGUGUGAAGAUGACACCAGUGAUAAAUGUGAAGCUAAUUCCUACAAGGACUGCUGCGGCUGCUGCUCUUUGGGGUUGCAGUUUCGAAGCGAAGGACUCCGUUGCAAACCCCACCAGUACCUCAGCUACCGCUGCAGGCACGCUUUUGUCACCUGCUGCCAGGGAAACGAGGACCAAGCCAGGAGUCAGGAUGGUUGGAAUACCGUCAGAAAGAGGCCGGUUCUCCACUCCACUGCCCCACCAACCAAAUUGUUUGACAGGUCUUUCCCUAAAGAGGCUUUCUCCAUCGGCGAGGAGCAAGAAGCGGAGAACGCGGUGGAGGUCCCUGCAGCGGGGGAGGAUAUAGACGAGUGUCUUAUAUACGAGGGACGCAUCUGUAACCACAGAUGUGUCAACACACCUGGUUCCUUCAGGUGUGAAUGUUUCCCUGGAUAUGUCCUGCAGGAGGACGGAUUCACUUGUGCACAAGCGACACCGGACAAGGAGAACAGAGUGAAAGAAAGUGACAGAGCAGCGGUGGAACAGACCUCACCCCCUCCGCUCCCCACCCAACCCCAAGUCCUACUCAACCCCUGUGAAGGAAACAGCCCAUGUGAGCAACAGUGCACCCCAGUCGGAGGAAGAGUGCAAUGUUCAUGUUUCCCCGGAUUCUCCCUUAGUACUGAUGGACACUCCUGUGAAGAUAUAAACGAGUGUUUGUCUGCACACACCUGCCAGCCGAACGAGCGCUGCACAAACACUGCGGGGAGUUUUACAUGCCAGAGACUGAUCAGCUGUCCCCCGGGAUACCAGAUCAACAACGGCAUCUGUGCAGAUAUCAACGAGUGUGUGCAAAGGAGCCACAACUGUGGUUUUGGCUUUGACUGUGUGAAUACUGAGGGCUCGUUCAGGUGCAACCAGAAGCCUCGCUGUUCUGUGGGCUUUACCCAAGAUGCACAAGGCAGCUGUAUUGACGUUGAUGAAUGCGAUGCCGCGGUCCAGCCGUGUAAUCCAGGAUUCAGUUGCAUCAACACGAUAGGGUCCUACAACUGUCAACGCAGGAUAAUAUGCAGUCGAGGCUAUCACGCCAGUCCUGAUGGAUCCAGAUGCAUUGAUGUGGACGAGUGUCAGAGUCAUCUCCAUCGAUGUGGAGAGGGCCAGCUGUGCCACAAUAUGCCUGGUUCCUAUCGCUGCGACUGCCAGACGGGCUACCAGUACGACGCGUUCAGAAAGAUGUGUGUGGAUGUAAAUGAGUGCUGGCACUACCCAGGACGCCUGUGUGCCCAGACCUGUGAGAACACUCCAGGAUCAUACCAAUGCUCCUGUACGGUCGGCUUCCGCAUAUCUGCAGAUGGAAAGAACUGUGAAGAUGUGAAUGAGUGCUUGACCAGCCCAUGCAGUCAGGAGUGCACCAACAUCUAUGGGUCAUAUCAGUGUUACUGCAGAGAGGGCUACUACCUGAGGGAGGAUGGGCAGACCUGUGAAGAUAUUGAUGAAUGCUCCCAGAGCAUCGGCCAUCUGUGUAGCUAUAAGUGUGUCAACGUUCCUGGCAGUUAUAAGUGUGCAUGUCCUGAACAUGGCUACACCAUGUCUGCUAAAGGCCACGCGUGUCGAGAUAUUGACGAGUGUGCCACUGGGGUCCAUAACUGCUCUCUAGCUGAGACCUGCUACAACAUCCAAGGAAGUUACCACUGCCUUGCGUUCAACUGUCCGCAAAACUACCGCAAAGUGUCUGACACGCGCUGUGAGCGAAUCAGCUGUCCAAACUACCUGGAGUGUCAAAAGUCCCCUCUCAGAAUCACCUACUACUACCUCAGUUUCCAGUCCAACAUUGUUAUUCCUGCUCAGAUCUUCCGCAUUGGACCGUCUCCUGCCUACUCUGGAGACAACGUUAUCAUCAGUAUCCCUCAAGGAAAUGAGGAAAACUACUUCAGCACUCGGAAGCUGAAUGCUUACACAGGCGCUGUGUACUUGCACCGACAGGUUGAGGGUCCCAAGGACUUCCUGAUUAAUGUUGAGAUGAAGCUGUGGAGACAGGGGACAUUUACUACUUUUCAGGCCAAAAUCUAUGUCUUCAUCACAGCCAACUCACUGUAACAGCCAGAGCUACUCUGUGGCCAUGAUGGACCUUAAUACAGUUCAUAUGAACUUUUCAUAUUGCUGCCUAACAGUAAAAAA